Dermatophagoides pteronyssinus (European house dust mite) is the source of this 1545-nucleotide messenger RNA. RefSeq lists its product as uncharacterized. NCBI's taxonomy places the organism in Eukaryota, Metazoa, Arthropoda, Arachnida, Sarcoptiformes, Pyroglyphidae. The record is from RefSeq and is a predicted model, not a curated record.
AUGAUGAAUUUAUCAAAUUAUAAACCUUGUUUAAAUCAAAUGCGAACGAUUAUUGAAGAUCAUGAUAAUCGAUUCUAUCGUUAUCGUCAUCGUUUGUAUAUGAUAAUAUUAAUUAUUUUGAUGUUGCGUAUAUGUUUGGGUUUAUUAUCAUAUCAUAUAACAUUUCUGUUGGAUUUAUGGUUAAACGAUCCAAUAAAUUAUUUUAUUUAUAAUUUACAUUCAAAACUUUAUACAAAUUAUAUGAUAUUGUUAUUGCUUGUAUUUGUGUUAGGAAUACAAGUACAAUAUUCAUUUCAUUUUAAAACAAUCGAUAAUGUUUCAUUUAUGAUUAUCUAUGAAAUUUCUGUUAAAACAUGGCAACAUUAUUGUGAAUGUAGAUUAUCUCCUACUGAACAAAUGAAAAAAUUUCAAGAUUUUUUAAAAAAACAAAAUAAUGAUCAUCAAUCAAAACAAUUAUCUCGAUCUAAAUCAUCUCAAUCAUCAUCAUCAUUAAUGUCGAUCAAUAUAUUUGGUCCAAUUAUGAAUCGUUAUAAUUAUCUAUUGAAUCGUAUUAGAUUUCAAUUAUUUUUCAAUCAUGUUGAUAAACAGAAAUUAGAAUCACAACAAUUUCAAACAAUUCAAGCAACUGUUUCAUGGCAAUGUCGUGCAACAUUAUUGAUCAUACAGACAUCGUUUGAAUAUAUUUAUUGUUUAAUUAUAACUUUAUCCGCUAUUAUAUUGAUUGGUUUUCCUAUUCAAUAUUAUCAUUCAGCAAAUGUUUCAUUUCAAUUUAAUCAUUGGAAUCGUACACCAUGGUUCUUGUUGGAUUCGUUGAUAAUAAUUUAUUCAUUGUUGAUUAUAAUAAAAUCAUUUACAUUUGCUGUUUAUUGUAUACUAAUGUUUUUCGUAAUUCAUUGGUUUGAAGCUGAUCGUAUGAAACAAUGUUUGCUACAAGCCGCUCAAGAAUGUCGACUAAUUAAUCGAAAUUUUUGCUAUUCGAAUCGAUCAAGAUCACGAAUUUAUUAUCGAUUAAAUGAUUUGCGAAAAAUUUUUCAUGAAUUUCAUCAAAUCAUUAUACUCUAUCGUUUGGCUUAUUACGAAGUAUGGGGUCAGGUUUCAUUUGUUUAUCUUAUUAUAAGUAUUCCAUUGAAUGGUAUUUGUUUUCUCACUUUAAAUCGACCUGAUUUAUUAUAUGAACAAAAAUUGGCAAUAUUUCUUAUGUUUAUUUGUCAUAGUUUAAGUAUAACAAUAUUUUUGUUCGGAACGGCAAUGCAAACUGAAACAUUACAUAUGCUUUCCAAAUAUUUGGUACCUAUUAUUCAAUCAAUGGAUGUGAAACGAAAUCUUUUAAUUAAAUUUAAAUUCGAAGAUUGGUUUAAACGUUUAUUGAUCGGACCAAAAUAUGGUCCAAAUUUAACAUUGGUCGGUGCAUUAACAUAUAAAACUAUUCUUAGGGCAACCAUCAUUUAUGUUGGAUUUUUAAUCUACAUUUUGGAUCAUUUUCAAAAUGUUUAUUUAUUGUCAUGAUUUAUUCACUUGAUUGUAAUACAAGUUAACAUUCUUGGU